Messenger RNA from Peniophora sp. CBMAI 1063, 1401 nucleotides. The record is from the annotation of a GenBank genome assembly. NCBI's taxonomy places the organism in Eukaryota, Fungi, Basidiomycota, Agaricomycetes, Russulales, Peniophoraceae.
AUGUCGACGAAAAUCACCCACUUUGAGAUCCAUGAUGUCCGCUUCCCCACAUCGCUCACCGGAGACGGCACCGAUGCUAUGAACACGGACUGCGACUAUUCUUCGGCAUAUGUCUCACUGUACACCGACUCUGACCUCGUCGGACAUGGCAUGACCUUCACGAUCGGCCGAGGCAAUGACAUCGUCUGCACAGCGAUCAAGGAGGUCGCAGGCCGCCUGGUCGGCAAGGAGAUCGAGCCUCUGUUUGCCAACAUGGGUAAGGCCUGGGAAUAUCUCGUCGCCGACCCGCAGUUGCGCUGGAUCGGUCCGGAAAAGGGUGUCAUCCACAUCGCCACUGGCGCCGUCGACAAUGCGCUUUGGGACUUGUACGCCCGCUCCCGCAACAAGCCUCUCUGGAAACUUGUUGUCGACAUGUCUCCCGAGGAGAUUGUCAACUCGGCAGCAUUCCGCUACAUCACGGAUGCGAUCACGAAAGAGGAGGCGCUCGAGCUGCUCAAGAAGAACGAGGCCAAAAAGAAGGAGCGCGAGGAGAACGUGCGCAAUCUCGGCUACCCGGCAUACGUCACCUCUGCAGGAUGGCUGGGCUACUCGGAUGAGAAGGUCGCCCGCCUGACGAAGGAGGCUGUCGAGGCUGGAUUCAGCCACUUCAAGAUGAAGGUCGGCGCUGAUCGUGACAAUGACCUCCGCCGCGGCAAGAUCAUCCGCUCUAUCAUCGACGACCCCCAAUAUCUCCCGGCGGGCGCCAUAAAACGCGACCCCAACAGCCCUGAAGUCGCAGGCAAAAACGCAGGUCCGCUUGGCGCUGUUCUCAUGAUCGAUGCGAACCAGGUUUGGGACGUUAAGGAGGCCAUUGACUAUGUCCAGUCGCUCGAGGAGAUCAAGCCGUGGUUCAUCGAAGAGCCUACCGCCCCAGACGACAUCCUCGGCCACGCCGCCAUCCGCAAAGCGCUUAAGCCUCACAGUAUCGGCGUCGCCACUGGCGAGCAUGCUCAUAACCGCAUGGUCUUCAAGCAGCUCCUCCAAGCUGAGGCUAUCGACGUUUGCCAGAUCGACUCGUGCCGUCUUGCCGGCGUGAGUGAGGUGCUCAGCGUGCUUCUCAUGGCGGCCAAGUUUGGCGUUCCGGUAUGCCCACAUGCAGGCGGUGUUGGCCUAUGUGAGUAUGUAAUCCACUUGAGCUUGAUUGACUACAUCGCGAUAUCGGGUACGAUGGAGCGCAACGUCCUCGAAUAUGUUGACCACUUGCAUGAGCAUUUCCUUUACCCAUGUUCGAUUAACAGCAACGGACGCUACAAUGUUCCGAGCAAUGACAAGGAGGGCUAUAGUAUCGAGAUGCACAAGUCCUCCAUCGCUGAGUUCGAGUGGCCUCACGGUUCUUAUUGGGUCAAAGCGAAAUCAUCCUGA